ACUCUGACUGCCAUACUAAUGAACCUAAUGAACCCGGCUCUGUUGUUGUGGUCAAGCUGCACAUUCGGUACCACAUAGACCCGGGUUUAAGGUUGGGGUGACUGCUCUCUCCCUUCGCUACAGAUUGCAUAUUAGUUCUGAAAGCAUAUACGCCCUCAUGAUUUUAAUUGUUUAUCAGCUUGAAUUCAUAACUUGCCAGAUAUAGCAGGCUUAAGAGGCGGCUUGAUUUUUGGGGAAAAACAGUAUGUGUAGAUUUACAGAUAUUUUCCUGGAUAGAAAAGCUACUGUGCACAUAAAAACACAUGCUGUCUCAAUUGCUAUUACAGGAUCACACAUAGGUUACUAUUGAAAAUGUAUAUUAGUACUGCAAGAAGCUUUAGAUAAAAGCGUCUGCUAAAGGAAUACAUGUCACUGUAAAUGUAAUGCUACUGCAUGAUAUCUCUAUUGCUUUAGUGCCUCUUCAGUGAAUGCGCGGCCACAGUCUGACAGUCUGACGUCAGCCGGACCUGCCAAAAAGGGGAACGCGCGAAUUGGAACUGUGUAGUUCCGGUUUUGGAUACCUUAGUUCCGGAACUCUUACGGUUCUCCGAAAAGUUUCAAGAUAUAGACCAAGCUAGUAAAAUGGAGAACGAAAUCGCAUCUAAAGCUGUGGAACGAUGGCAAGACAGUGAGGUAGAAGCAUUCCUCAAUAUCUAUUCAGAGGAUGGCAUUCAGGGUUCACGUCGGAACACUGAGGUGUAUCAGAUCAUUUCCUUGCGUUUAGCUCAGCGGGGGAUAUACCAUACUCCAAAGCAAUGCAGAGAAAAAAUUAAAAAACUGAAACAAGAUUACAAAAAAGCCAAGGAAAUUAGCCAGCAAAGUGGCGGCUCAAAUAGACGAACCAGCAAGUGGUUCCAUUCCCUUGACUUGAUUCUGGGCAACAGACCUACACAUUUGGAAGAUGUAGUUCCAGUUGAUGAUAAGGCGUGGAAUGCCAUAUCGGAUAACGUUACCAUGACCAACAGUCUUGAUUUAGAUAUUUCAUCUGCAGAAGUAUGUCCACACAGAACAUCACACCCAUUUCCUGAUGAUGAAUUAGACCACCCUGAGACAAAGGCUCAAGUGAGGGCAGACAAAUGGACACACAGAGAGGUGCAAUCCUUACUCAACAUCUACGCUGAGAAUGAGAUCCAGAGGGAGUUUGGCAUAUGGCGGCGCAACGAAAAGGUGUACCAGAAGAUUUCAAUGCGCUUAGCUGAGCUGGGUAUCUACCACACCUCAAAGCAUUGCCGGGAAAAGAUAAAGAAAAUGAAACAGGAUUACAGAAGAAUUAAAGAACAGGAGAACAUCGGAGACCCCAGCAAACGUCCAGGCAAGCCUCGAUGGUUUGACACCUUUGACGCAAUCCUGAGCCACAGGCCUGAAUAUGUACACGUGUCGGGCACAAACCAUCAUGAGACUUUGUUGUUGGAGGUUAUGAGUGAUGACGACAGCAGAUCCAACAGUAAUAAUGAACAAGAAUCAUCUGUGGAAGAUGAGCACACUAAACCCAUUCACCUCAUAGACCCCGGCUUGAUUGAUUCGCCAGGGACCUCAGGCUGCUGUGAUCCUAUCUCUCCUUCCCCUUGCCCUGUCUCACCCUCUCUCGGUCUUAUCUCACCAUCACCGGAUCAGAUCAAAGGAAAAAGGAAAAGGGAUUCCGAUUUACUGGAAGUGAUGAGGGAGAUGGAGACAAGGGACUCUGUCUUCCUGGAGACGAUGCGGGAGAUGGAGGAAGCCCACAUGGAUGUCCUGAGGCAGGAGCUUGACCAGCGGGAACGCUGCUUCCAAAUGCUUUUGGCGCACGACGUCCAGGAGGCCGAGGCGCGCGAGAGGGAGUUCGCCCUCCGACGGGAAGAAGUAGCUGAAGCGAGGCGGCAGCAGGAGGCUUUUCAACAGGGCUUCCUGGCCGUCCUCAACCGGCUCGUCCAGGUCCUGGACAAGAGAGACAGUCCUGUGCCACCACCACUCGACUAGAGCGGAAAUUUUCUCCCCGCGUACCCCCUGAACCACUUCGCGUACCCCAGUUUGGGAACCGAGGGACUAGAGGACUGCUUGUGCCUUUGUAAACUGAUCCAGGGUAUAUUUUACAUGUAAAGAUAUUGGAGUUAUUUAGAAAUAGUUGUUGCUUUUUUAUAAAAUAGAAUGGAUUUUGCAGUUUGCUUUG
Messenger RNA from Clupea harengus (Atlantic herring), 2185 nucleotides. Its product is annotated as zinc finger and SCAN domain-containing protein 29-like. The transcript is spliced from 5 exons. NCBI's taxonomy places the organism in Eukaryota, Metazoa, Chordata, Actinopteri, Clupeiformes, Clupeidae. The coding region runs from base 622 to 1995 and encodes 457 amino acids. The record is from RefSeq and is a predicted model, not a curated record.